UCUUUUAUAUUGGUUUCUCAAAAUAACAGAUUGCAUAAUUAAGAAAUUGAAGCAAAGUUUUUUGUUAUAGGGGCGGACUGACAACUCAUGGAGCUCCCGGGCAAUUGGGGAUCAUGGGCCCCUGUGUCCUUGCCCACACUCAAAACACACCCAAAAAAACCUAUAAAAGGUACCAGGGGCAUCUCAUGGGGCCCCCUAUUGACCCCGGGCCCUCGGGCAGUGCCCGAGUUUCCAAAU
Molecule: messenger RNA, 237 nt
Organism: Staurois parvus
Lineage: Eukaryota; Metazoa; Chordata; Amphibia; Anura; Ranidae
Source: the annotation of a GenBank genome assembly